This is a messenger RNA of Callithrix jacchus (white-tufted-ear marmoset), 19981 nucleotides long. It is a transcript of the gene ZNF461, whose product is annotated as zinc finger protein 461. Gene Ontology annotation, biological process: regulation of transcription by RNA polymerase II. The record is from RefSeq and is a predicted model, not a curated record. Gene Ontology annotation, cellular component: transcription regulator complex; PcG protein complex; chromatin. Lineage: Eukaryota; Metazoa; Chordata; Mammalia; Primates; Cebidae. Gene Ontology annotation, molecular function: DNA-binding transcription factor activity, RNA polymerase II-specific; RNA polymerase II cis-regulatory region sequence-specific DNA binding.
UAGGAACCUCAGCGGGAUGGUCUAGGGUUAGCGGCACGUAAGGACGUCCCGGGCCGGUGGGGAGGGCAGAACGGUUUGUGUGGUCUCGCCUGGAAUCCGAAUCAGAACUUGGACCAGACCCCUCCCUGAGGAUGCUGAAGCAACACCUUUGGAUUGAGUUUCUUCCAGAGGGAACCAAGAAGAGGAUUAAUUAAUACAUUCAAUUGUAAAAUAAGCCAUGGCUCAUGAGUUGGUGAUGUUCAGAGAUGUGGCUAUAGAUGUCUCUCAGGAGGAAUGGGAAUGCCUGAACCCAGCACAGAGGAAUCUGUACAAGGAUGUGAUGCUGGAGAAUUACAGCAACUUGGUGUCACUUGGACUUUCUGUUUCUAAGCCAGCCAUAAUCUCCUCAUUGGAGCAAGGAAAGGAGCCCUGGAUGGUUGUGAGGGAAGAGUCAGGAAGAUGGUGCCCAGACUUGGCAUCCAGAGAUGAGCCCCAGAAAUUAUCUCCAAAAAGAGAUAUUUAUGAAACAGAAUUGUCCCAGUGGGUUAGCAUGGAAGAAUUUGAAAGCCAUAAUCUUGAGAGAUCCAUUUUUAGAAAUAUCUGGGAAGGCAACUGUCAUUUUGAGCAACAUCAGGGACAAAAGGAGGGCUAUUUUAGACAAUUUUUGGUUAACCAUGAGAACAUGCCCAUUUUUAGCCAACAUACUUUAGUCACUCAAGAAUUUUAUGAUAGAGAGAAAAUCUCUGAAUGUAAAAAGUGUAGAAAAAACUUUAGUUACCAUUUACUUUUUAGUCACCACAAAACUCAUUCUGAAGAACUUUCUGAAUGUAAAGAAUGCACAGAAAUUGUUAAUACACCAUACCUUUUUAAACAACAGAUAAUUCAAAAUGGUGACAAAUGCAAUGAGUGUAAAGAAUGUUGGAAGGUCUUUGUUCAUUGCUCACAACUUAAACAACAUCUAAGAAUUCAUAAUGGUGAAAAACGCUACGAAUGCAACGAAUGUGGGAAGGCCUUUAAUUAUGGCUCAGAACUUACUCUACAUCAAAGAAUUCACACUGGUGAGAAACCUUAUGAAUGUAAAGAAUGUGGGAAAGCCUUUAGACAGCGAUCACAGCUUACUCAACAUCAGAGACUUCAUACUGGUGAAAAACCCUAUGAAUGUAAGCAAUGUGGGAAAGCUUUUAUUCGUGGCUUUCAACUUACUGAACAUCUGCGACUCCAUACUGGUGAGAAACCCUAUGAAUGUAAAGAAUGUGGGAAGACUUUUAGGCAUCGCUCACAUCUUACUAUACAUCAAAGAAUUCACACUGGUGAGAAACCCUAUGAAUGUCGGGAAUGUGGGAAGGCCUUUAGCUACCACUCAAGCUUCUCUCACCAUCAGAAAAUUCAUUCUGGUAAGAAACCUUAUGAAUGUCAUGAAUGUGGGAAGGCUUUUUGUGAUGGCUUACAACUAACCCUACAUCAGAGGAUUCAUACUGGUGAGAAACCCUAUGAGUGUAAAGAAUGUGGGAAGACUUUUAGACAGUGUUCCCACCUCAAAAGACAUCAGAGAAUUCAUACCGGUGAGAAACCUCAUGAAUGUGUGAUAUGUGGCAAGGCCUUUAGACUUCAUUCACACCUUAUUCAACAUCAAAGAAUUCAUACUGGUGAGAAACCCUAUGAAUGUAAGGAAUGUGGGAAAGCCUUUAGCUAUCAUUCAAGCUUCUCACACCAUCAGAGAAUUCAUUCUGGGAAGAAACCGUAUCAGUAUGGGAAGGCAUUUAAUCAUGGAUUACAACUUAACUUACAUCAGACUCUUCAUACUGGUGAGAAGCCAGUCACAUUUCCGCUCCUUCCUCCCCAUCCUAGUCUAGCAUCAUGAAACUUGUUGAUGGAAAUAUACAUUGUCUUUGUUUUAUUUAAGGAAAACUUUGAUAAGCUACCAUGUUUCAUUAGUAUUGAUUUAUUUAACUAAUCCUUGAAAACCAAAUGUUUUUAAGUGAGAAAAUGGAAAAGUAAUUAAAGUGUAAAUUUUGCUUUCAUUUUAAUGCUGUUUUUGAGUUACUGUAUUAACCAUUAUUGAGAAUAAAUCUUCUAAAAUUACAUGUUUCACUGAAACCAGUGAAAUAUAGCAUAAAUAAAAUGAAAACAAUUUCCUCUGCUCCCACAACUCUCUGAGAUAACUAGGAUGUUAACUUCUUCUUCCAUUUGCUCAAACAACUUGUACACAGAAGGCAUUUGUUGCAUGUGUUUGGAGGAGGUUUUACCCCUGUAUGGACAUUUUGGUGUCUUGUCCUUUUCAUAAUAAUCAUGAAUACUUUUCCAGCUCAGUAUAUAAAGAUGUAACCAUCUUUAAGCUUCAGAAUAUCUCUAGAAUGGAAUGUAUGUCAGCAUUUUGAGCCAUCACCUACUAUAGUCAUUCAAGCUGUUUCUUUUUGAGAUGGAAUUUAGCUCUUGUUACCCAGACUGGAGUGCAAUGGCACCAUCUCGGCUCACCGCAACCUCCACCUCCUGGGUUCAAGCAAUUCUCCUGCCUCGGCCUCCCAAGUAGCCGGGACUACAGGGUGCACCACCAUGCCCAGCUAAUUUUUGUAUUUUUAGUAGAGACGUGGUUUCACCUUGUUGACCAGGAUGGUCUCGAUCUCUUGAUCUUGGGAUCCACCCACCUCGGCCUCCCAAAGUGCUGGGAUUACAGGCGUGAGCCACCGCGCCCGGCCUCAAGUUGUUUCUGAUUUUCACCUGGAACUCUAAUGCAGUAAACAUUCUUACCUUCUUUUGUUUCUGUUGAGCAAAUUCCAAACAGUGGGAUUAAAGAGCAUCUGGUGUAUGUAUUCUGAGAUUACAUUUACCUUUUAAAACCUUUUAAUUUUUUUUUGUUUAAAUAAUAAAAGCACAUGAUAAAAAUUCAAAAAUUGCCAAAAAUGUGAAAAUUAAAUGUCCCCUAAUAUUCAGUUUUGUAGCCACUCACUUUCUCUCCUCAAGUGCAACAAGUACUAUCAGUUUCUUUUUUUCUAUCAGGAAUAUUCCAAGUAAGUUUAGUAAAUUCUUCAGACAAAAGUACAUUAUUCAUAAUAUGUGAUUUAUUACACAGUCUUAUCAUUAGUCCACAUUUGGCCGACUUUAUUUCAUUCUUUUUUUUUAGACAGGGUCUAGCUUUGUCACCCAGGCCAGAGUGUAAUGGCACAAUCUUGGCUAACUGUAACCUCUACCUCCCAGGUUCAAACAAUUCUCCUGCCUCAGCCUCCGGAGUUGCUGGAACUACAGGCAUACACCACCAUAGCCAGCUAAUUUUUGUAUUUUUAGUAGAGACAGUUUUUCACCAUGUUGACCAGGCGGGUCUUGAACUUCUCACCUCAGAUGAUCCAUCUGCCUCAGCUUCCCAAAGUGCUUGGACUGCAGGUGAGAGCUGCUGUGCCCAGCCCACUUCAUUUUUUUUUUUUUUUUAAGACAGGGUCUCACUCUGUUACCCAGGCUGGAGUGCAGUGGUGCAAUCUCAGCUCACUGCAACCUCCGCCUCCUGGGUUCAAGCAAUUCUCCUGUCUCAGCCUCUCAAGUAGCUGGGAUUAUAGGAACUUGCCACCACACAUGGCUAAUUUUUGUAAUUUUAGUAGAGACAGGGUUUCACCAUGUUGGUCAGGCUGGUCUUGAACUCAACCUUGUGAUGUGCCCACCUUGGCCUCCCAAAGUGCUGCGAUUACAGGUGUGAGCCACCACUCCUGGCCACCUGCUUCAUUUUUAAUAUAUUUCAGGAAUUUUAAAACUUUGUGGUAACUAUCAAUUUACUGCCUCUCAACUCUGAAUCCUUCACUGCCUGCUCUGCAGUAUUGGAACUGGAUUCUGUGAACAUUUCUCCUUUGCCACCUGGCAUGAUGUUACUCUCUGCCAGCAGAGUAUGGGGAGGACACUAGAGGAGGAGGGUUUUUUCUCUUCUUAGGUUUGUUUCACUUUUAUCAGGCUCCUGUAGUACCUGUAGCAGUAGCCCUUGGCUCCUGUAGUAUGUGACCUCCAGCAGCACCGGCCUCUAACAUGCACUUGGGUGGCUUCACAGUGAGUAAUAAGGGGUAGUGGCAUCUCUGAAGCUGGCUUUUGCCAUCUACACAGAGGUUGACUUCCUGAAAGUCCUACCUCUCUGCCAUUCUGAACCAUGUCUAUACCCCUUCAAAGAAGGCCUGGAUUUUGGCCGUGUGGGAGAGUGGGCUAUUUUGCGUCAGGUAUCUCAGUCCAUGCUUUCUAGGGUCAAUCAUGGCUACCAAUUUCUUUUGUAUUCCCUGAAUAUUCUAGGUAAAGUUUUUAAAUCCUUUGGACAAAAAGUAAACAAUAACUUCAUUAGCACUGUAUUAUAGGGUGGAUUUAUAUAUGUUUAUACUUAAGAUAUUUAUUUUUUACUUCCUCAAUCCAAGAAUUCACAUCCUUCAUUGGUUCUCAAAAAUUCUCAACUAUUUCCACUUAUAAUAUUCCUCUCCCUCAUUUUCUGCCCACUUCUCCCUUCUCUGUCUACCCUCUGAAUUAUACAUUGAUCUUUUCCUCACUGUCUUUUUAGGUCUUUUGCUUAUUUGUCCAACAGUACUGUCAAGAACAGAACUCCUUGUGUGUACAUUUUUUAAAUUACAUAUUUUAUAUCGUGCUAUACAAUCCAAAAUUUGUUUCAAUCAGUUAGUAAGUUCUUAUAAUUAAGUCUCUUUUUGUGAUUUACAGGGUAGUUAAGGAGGGAGUGGGGUCAAGGGGGAUGUGGAUGUGGCUAUAAAAAGGCAACAUGAGGAAUCCUUGUGAUGAUGGAAAUGUUCUGUGUUUUGACCCAAUGUCAACAUCAUGCUUGUGAUAUAUAGUGUUUCAAGACAAUUAGCAUUGGGGAAAACUUAGUAAAGGGUACAUGGGAUCUUUUUGUAUUUUUUUUAUAUUUUAUUUUUGAGACGGAGUUUCGCUCUUGUUACCCAGGCUGUAGUGCAAUGGCGCCAUCUCGGCUCACCGCAACCUCCGCCUCCUGGGUUCAGGCAAUUCUCCUGCCUCAGCCUCUUGAGUAGCUGGGAUUACAGGCAUGCACCACCAUGGCCAGCUAAUUUUUUUUUUGUAUUUUUAGUAGAGACAGGGUUUCACCACGUUGACCAGGAUGGUCUCGAUCUCUUGACCUCGUGAUCCACCCUCCUUGGCCUCCCAAAGUGUUGGGAUUACAGGCUUGAGCCACCGCGCCCAGCCUGGGAUCUUUUUGUAUUAUUAUUGCAAGUGCAUAUACUCUAAAUUUGUCUCAAAAUGAAAACCUUACUUUUUUUGUAAGUUAGGAAAGAUCAUUUCAGACAAAUAUGUGAAUCUGAGUUAUCAAUUUACUGUUAUGUAGAACAGGCAACUUUAUGAUGUUUCCCAACGCAAUUCUGAAUUACUAGUGAUUACACUGUCUUUCAUUUUAAAAAAUGAGACAUUCAUAGGCUUUUCUGUGUGUGUGUGAGACAGGGUCUUUGUUGCCGAGGCUGGAGUGCAGUGGCAUGAUUAUAGCUCACUGCAGCCUCAUUUGUGGUUACUUGACUGAUUUACAUUUUUCUAUGUUUAUACUUUCUGGUUUAUAUACAUUAACAUAAUGAUCUGUUCUUAAAAAGACAAAAUAUUGACAGAAAUUGGAUACACACAUGCAUUAACCUAUUCCUUGUGGAAAUUAAUAAUAAACAUACUAUAUUCUUUCCUUUUUUUUUUUUUUUUUUGAGCUAGAGUCUUGCUCUGUCACCCAUGCUGGAGUGCAGUGGCACGAUCUUGGCUUACUGCAACGUCUGCCUCCUGGGUUCAAGAAAUUCUCCUCCCUCAGCCUCCCAAGUAGCUGGGACUGCAGGCGCAUGCCACCAUGCUUGGCUAUUUUUUUGUGUGUAUUUUAGUAGAGACGGGGUUUUACCAUGUUGCCCAGGCUGGUCUCAAACUCCUGAGCUCAGGCAAUCCGCCCACCUCAGCCUCCCAAAGUGCUGGGAUUACAGGCAUGAGCCACCGUGCCAGCCUAUGUGCCUUCUUUGAUUACAACUAUUAUAAACUUUAUAUUUCUCUCUUGAGUGUGAUUAUAAACUCAUACUCAACUUGUCUCAAUAAGAUAUAUUUAUUCUUUUUUAUUUUUUUUUGAGAGAGAGUUUCGCUCUUGUUGCUCAUGCUGGAGUGCAAUGGCGCGAUCUUGGCUCACUGUCACCUCUGCCUCCCGGGUUGAAGUGAUUCUCCUGCCUCAGCCUCCGCCACACCUGGUCAAAUUUUUGUAUUUUUAGUAGAGAUGGAGUUUCACUAUGUUGGCCAAGCUGGCCUCAAACUCCUGACCUCAGGUGAUCCAACUGCCUCAGCCUCCCAAAGUGCUGGGAUUAUAGGCAUGGACAACCUUGCCCGGCCACUAAGGUAGAUUUAUUCUUAUCUGAUGUGGAUGAAAACUGUCAAAACACAACCAAUGGAUAAUGUUAACAUGCUUUCUAACAUGCACAAUGCUAGAGCCAGGAAUCACCUUAUAGCAUCUUUUUAUCCUUGCCACAACAAAAUGUUCCUCAUCCAUCCUGAUGUUUUAUCUUUCCAUAAGAUAGCAAUCAAUACACAUAUAAUCCCAGCACUUUGGUUGAAGUGGGUGGAUUGUUUGAGCUCAGGAAUUUGAGACCAGCCUAGGCAACAUGGCGAAACCCUGUCUCUACAAAAAAUACAAAAAUUAGCUGGGCAUGGUGGAACAUGCCUGUAGUCCCAGCUACUUGGGAGGCUGAGGUGGAAGGAACAUGAGUCCAGGAGUUCAAGGCCAGUGAAUGGAGAUUGCUCCACUGUACUCCAGGCUGGACAACAGAGCAAGACUCUGUCUCAAAAAAAAAAAAAAAAAUAGGCCAGGAGUGGUGGUUCCUCACACCUGUAAUCCCAUCACUCUGAGAGGCCAAGGUGGGUGGAUCACCUGACGUCAGGAGUUCAAGACCAGCCUGGCCAACAUGGCAAAACUCCAUCUCUACUAAAAAUACAAAAAUUAGCCAGGUGUGGUGGCACACACUUGUAACCCCAGCUACUCAGGAGGCUGAAGGAGGAGAAUUGCUCCAACCAAGGAGAUAGAGCUUGCAGUGAGCCGAGAUAGAGCUUACUGUGCCACUGCACUCCAGCCUGAGCAACAGAGUGAGACUCCGUCUCAAAAAAAAAAAUGGAAUAAUCAACUACUCUCCGAGGAGCCUUAUACUUUUGCUAUAGUGUUUUGUAUUUAAUACCAUUUAAUAGUAUUUUAUAUUCAAUUAAAUACUAUUUAAUAGUAUUAAAUACAAAAAUCUGUGUAGUGAGUUAGGGGUUUAUGGUAGUUAGAUGUAGACAAAAGUGUUGCUGCUGCUGUGUGGCCACAUUUGAUGGUGUAAGGAGCUGGCAAACAUUUUUUUAAGAUUAUAUUGUAUUUGUGUUAUAUAGUAUGAAUUAUUUCUGACAUGAGAGAAUUUUAUCUCAUGGAAUCAUGUUUGGUGUAGAUUAUUUAAAAUGUUGACAGCUGAUUUAUGAGAAGGGUAUCUGCUGAGGAAUAACUUGGAAAUACUUGUGUUUUAGGAAGAUCUCUCUAUUGGUUUUCGUGGAGUAUGAACUAGGGAUUUGUGUAAUAGUGGAGGAAAGGACAGACUGAGGGGGCAGAAGGAGAAAUGAAUAGAUGAGGAGGCUAUCAGCUAUUGUAGCCUAUUACCAGAAUCCAUGUUGGAGAGCUUCAGAAUUUACAAAGAAAUUGAUUUGAAGACAUCAGAUGCAAAUCUCAGAUAGUAAGAAGAUAUAAUCAUCAGAAGCUAUUGAUGAGGUAUUAGGUGGUGAUAAGAAAACAAGAUUUCAUAGUGAUCCUCAGACACUUAGGAAAUGUACCUGCAGGCUCCCAUAUCAAGGAUCUGUCAUACUUUAAUUGAUGCUGAGAUACAUGUUUGUUUUUUUUCACAUUUUAACAUUUCUGAAGGAGGGAUAAAUUAUUAGUCAGCAACUAUGCACUCCUCUCCCUUUUGAAGAAUAUAAUAGACUUUGGAUUUAGCCAAUAGAAUGUGAGUGGAAGUCAUUUUUGGCAGAACUUUACAUGUGCUUUCUUAUUAUGACUUGGCUUUUGCUAUUGGCCGUAGGAACAUGCCACAUGUAGCCAUUUGUUCAUCCAUGAAAACCUUCCAAGAGUAGUGGCACUGCUUCACUUCCACCUUCUAAAUCUCAUGCAAAUUUCUCUUUUGGACAUGCUUAUCUCAGAACUAUAUUAAGAAAGAGACUCUGAAAGAAAAAAUUAUAGCUUAGCCAAAUUGAACCACUUGAAAAACAUCUCAAAUACCUAACUACAGAAAAUAUUUUUGUCUCUUCCUGGAGUAUGGAUCAAUAUCAGUUCACCCUUAAACCCAAACUCAAACGUCCAUGAGGGAUGGUUUACUUCUACUGAGUACAUGUAGCUAUUUAAGUUUCCUAGUAAUGUGGACGUUGCACCUAAAUCACCUGGGCAUGCCCUGGAAUUGAUUUCUGUCACUUUACCCCAUCUAUUUUUCAAAACAAGUUUAGAUUUAUUGUGAUAACAAAUACAUUGAAAGCAAAGCAGCUUUGGUAUCAUAUAACUGUCUGGAAUUUUGUUUGUCCAUCGUUAGUUUUUUGUUUUUUUUUUUUUUUUUGAGACAGAGUCUUGCUCUGUCACCAGGCUGGAGUGCAAUGGCACGAUCUCAGCUUACUACAACCUCUGCCUCCCAAGUUCAAGCAUUCUCCUGCCUCAGUCUCCCGAGUUGCUGGGAUUACAGGUGCCUUCCACCACACCCAGCUAAUUUUUGUGUUUUUAGUAGAGAUGGGGUUUCACCAUGUUGGCCAGGCUGGUCUUGAGCUCCUGACUUCAGGUGAUCCACCUGCCUCAGCCUCUUAAAGUGCUGGGAUUACAGACCACCAUGCCUGACCCUUGAGCAUAUUUUCAUAUGUGUAUUGGCCAUCUGUAUAUCUUCUUUGGAGAAGUGUCUAAUCAAAUAUUUGCCUUUUUAAAAAUUGGAUUGUUUGAUUGCUGUUGUUGAGUUUUAGGAGUUCUUUACAUAUCUAGAUAUAUAUUUUACAAACAGUUCCUCUUAUUUUGUGGGUUAUGUAUUCACUCUGUUGAUAGUGUACUUUAAUGCACAAAAGUUUUGAAUUUUGAUGAAUUCCAGUGUACCUAUGUCUUCUUUUGUUGCCUACGCUUUUGGUUUCAUGUACAAGAAAUCAGUGCCAAGUCCAAUGUCAGCAAGCUUUCUCCCAGUAUUUUCCUUUGAAGUUUUUUUAUUUUUGUUCUCACAUUAAGGUCUUUGAUCCAUUUUGAAUUAAUUUUUGUAUAUAGUGAAAGAUAAGAUUGCUUUGCAUGUAGAUGCUCAGUUUUCCCAAUACCACUUGUUGAUAAGACUGUCCUUUUCCCAUUUAAUAGUCUUGUUACUCUUAUAAAAAUUAUUUUGCCAUGUUGGGCACAUUGGCUUAUACCUAUAAUCCCCAGCACUUUGGGAGGCCAAGGCAGGUGGAUCACUUGAGCUCAGGAGUUCAAGACCAGCCUGGACAACAUAGGAAGACUUGGUAGUAUUAAAAUCAAAAUUAACUUGAGUGUGAUGGCUCACAGCAGUAGUUACAGCUACUUGGGAUGUUGAAGUGGGAGGACUGCUUGAGCCCAGGAUCUUGAGAGGCUGCAGUGAGCCAUGAUCACACCACUGCACUCCCACCUGGGUGACAAGCGAGACCCUGUCUCAAGAAAACAACACACAAAUAAACAAAAAUUAUUUAGCCACAUAUCCAAGGAAUUAUUACUGGGCUAUCUAUUCUAUUCCAUCAUUUUUUGUUUUUGGGGUUUUGUUCAUUGGUUGGAAUCAGGGUCUUGCUCUGUCACCCAGGCUGAAGUGCAGUGGUGCAAUCAUGGCUCACUGCAGCCUCAACUUUCUGAACCCAAGCGAACCUCCCACCUCAGCCUUCCAAGUAACUGAGAUUACAGGCGUGCACCACCACACCUGGCUAAUUUUUUUGUAUUUUUUGUAGAGAUGUGGUCUCCCUAUGUUGCCCAGGCUCCUCUUAAAUGCCUGGGCUCCAGCGCUCCACUUGCCUUGGCUUCCCAAAGUGCUGGGAUUACAGGCGUGAAUCACUGUACCCAGCCUCCUCAGUCUUAUGCCAGAACCAUACCAUGUUCAUGACCAUGGCAUUGUAGUUAAGUUGUAAAACCAGGAAGUAUAAGUUAUCCAACUGUGUUCUUUUUCAAGAUUGUUUGGCUAUUCAGAGUCCCUUGAGAUUCUGUAUGUAGUGAAUUCUUAUAAUUUUAAGUUGCCCCAGCAACCAUUUUGAAUAUAAGUUCAACUUUCUCAUACCAGAAUCCAGAAUUAGUUGCCCUUGACACACCAUUUUCAGUUAUCUGCCUCCAAGUUCCUCAGUGUGUUCAAUCCAGAUAUCUACUUUAUACAACCCCCUCCUGGUGGCCACCACUCUGUGAGACAGCUAGAUACAACCUAUUUGACUGACCCCACUGACCUGUAUACCCAUUUUGCUCUCUGUUUCUAUAGUUUUGAUGUUUUUACAUUCCAUACAUAAGUGGGAUGGUGCCAUUUUUGUCUUUUUGUGCUGGACUUACUUCACUUAACAUAAUGUUCAUCCAUGUUGUGGAAAAUGACACUAUUGCCUUCCUUUUCAGGGUUAAUAGUAUUCUAUUAUGCAUAUAUACCACAUUUUUUUUUAAGCAGAUUCUUACUCAAUCUGUUGCCCAGGCUGGAGUGCAGUGGCACAAUCUUGGCUCACUGCAAUAUCCGUCUCCUGGAUUCAAGCUAUUCUCCUGUCUCAGCCUCCCGAGUAGCUGGGAUUACAAACUUGCACUGCCAUGCCUGGCUAAUUUUUCUUUCCAAGAUGGAAACUUAUUUCCCACCCUCUACUGUACAAAUUUCUUACCAAUUUGUCUAGAGCAAUUGCUACUUUCUGCUCACCAGGCCCAAUUAGCAUAAUAUCAACCAGGUAGUGGACCAGCAUGGUGUCUUCUAGAAAGGAAAGGGGAUCAAGAUCUCUGUGGACUACAUGAUGUCAUAGGACUGAACAGUUGAUACAUCCAUAUGAUGAUUAAAUUUUUUUGUUUUGAGACAGUCUCGCUCUAUCGCCCAGGCUGGAGUGCAGUGGUGAGAUCUCGGCUCACUGCAACCUCUGCCUCUCAGGUUCAAGCGAUUCUCCUGCCUCAGCCUCCUGAGUAGCUGGGAUUACAGGCACAUGCCACCACGCCUGGCCAAUUUUUGUAUUUUUAUUAGAGACAGAGUUUCACCAUGUUGGUCAGGCUGGUCUCAAACUCCUGACCUCGUGAUCCCCUCACCUAAGCCUCGCAAAGAGCUGGGAUUAUAGGGAUGAGCCAACACGCCCAGCAAUUAUGGUUAAUUUUAUGUGUCAAUUUGGCUAGGCCACAGUACCCAGAUAUUUUGUCAAACAUUAUUCUAGAUGCUUCUAAAUCUUCUGUGAAAAUUUUUCUUAGAUACAAUUAACAUUUAAAUCAACAGACUUUGAGUAAAGCAGAUUAUCCUCCAUAAUUUGGGUGGUUCUCAUCUAACUAGUUGAAGGCCUUAAUUGAAAAAAGACUGACCUCCCUUGAAGGAAGAAAAUUCUUCCAUCACACUUUUUUGGGUCUUGAAUAGCAUCAACUCUUCCCUGAGUUUACAGCCUCCUGGACUACCCUGAAUAUUUUGGACUUGAUAGCAUUCACAACCAAUGAACCAAUUCCUUUUUUUUUUUUUUUUUUUUUCGAGAUGGAGUUUCUUUCUUGUUACCCAGGCUGGAGUGCAAUGGCGUGAUCUCGGCUCACCGCAACCUCCACCUCCUGAGUUCAAGCAAUUCUCCUACCUCAGCCUCCUGAGUAGCUGAGAUUACAGGCACGCGCCACCAUGCCCAGCUAAUUUUUGUAUUUUUAGUAGAGAUGGGGUUUCACCUUGUUGACCAGGAUGGUCUCCAUCUCUUGACCUCAUGAUCCACCCACCUUGGCCUACCAAAGUGCUGGGAUUAUAGGCAUGAGCUACCGCGCCCAGCCCAAACCAAUUCCUUAAAAUAAAUCUCUCUCUUCUGGUGAAUCCAUAAUCAGUUGAUAGUUACUUAGCAUCAACUGAUUACGGACUUUAUUCACAUCUACAAAAUACCUAGAUUACAGCAAUACCUAGAUUAUAGCAAUACCUAGAUCAAUGUUUGAAUAACUAGGGACUGUAACCUAGCCAUGCUGAACAUAAAACUGACUGUCUACAUAAUAAUAGAGUAGGAGGCAUGGCAAAGGGGUAUAUAGAUGGACAUAUGAGAGUAGGCAUGAUCGUAAAGAUCUCUGUAUCACAUUAAUGUCCUAAAGAUCACAUCAACUAUAAAAGACUCAUUAAACAUCCAAGUACAUAAAAUGACUUAGGUUCUUGUUAUUAACCAGUCUUAGUCAUUUGCCUUCCAGUACACAUAUUAUAGGCAAAUCUAUAAAUUGGUCACAGUUGCAAAGGCGGAGGGUCUGGAUGGCCUCAAUAUCAUGUACUGCCACCUGCCAAGAGGACCUAGCUACUGCUGACUCUGAAGCGAGAGACCAGAGAUGAACCUUCGAUGGGGACUAUUCUUUGAUAAGACCAAUCAGCCACUUAAUGUCAACCUGGGUUAAGCAAACAGGGCUUCUUCCAUCCUGCAACAGCCAGAAGUUCAUUCUCAGGAAGAGACAGUUAUUCUGAGUAUGGGUCUGCCUUUUCUGUCCACAAGUCGUCAGCCAAUACCACCAUCUGGGUGCUUAUCGAAUGCCUUGUAUAAAGGCACAGUAUCUCAAACAGCACACCAUCUUACCAGGACAUUUACUUUUAAGCAAAAAAUGUGUAGGAAUUAGCCCAUAACAAUAGGAUGGGAAGUCCUAGCCAAAGCAAUUAGGCAAGAGAGAUAAAGAAAGGGAAUCCAAAUUGGAAAAGAGAAAAAUUGUCACUGUUCACAGAUGACAUUAUUUCCUAUAUAGAAAAUCUGGCUGGGUGCAGUGGCUCGUGCCUGUAAUCCCAGCACUUUGGGAGGCCAAGGUGGGCAGAUCACUUGAGGUCAGGAGUUUCAGAGCAGCCUGGCCAACAUGGUGAAACCUCAUCUCUACUAAACAUACAAAAAUUAGCUGGGCAUGGUGGUAGGGGCCUGCAAUCCCAACUACUUGGGUGGCUGAGGCAUGAGAGUCACUUGAACCAGGAGGCAGAUGUUGCAGGGAGCCAAGAUUGUGCCACUGCACUCUAGCCUGGGCAACAGAGCGAGACUUUGUCUCAAAAAAAAAAAAAGAAAAGAAAACCCUAUGAGCUUCACCAAAAAACUCUUUCAGCUGAUAAAUUCAGUAAAGUUGCAGAAACAAAAUUAACGAAAAUUCAGUAGUGUUUCUACACAUCAACAACAAACCAGAGGAAAAAGAAAUCAGGAAAGUAAUCCCAUUUAUAUUAACUACAAAAAUUGUAAAAUACCUAGGAAUAAACUGAACCAAGGAGAUAAAACACUGAUGAAGAAAGAGGUCACAAAAAAAAAAAAAAAGACAGCUGGGCAUGGUGGCUCACACUUGUGAUCCCAGCACUUUGGGAGGCUGAGGUGGGCAGAUCACCUGAGGUUGGGAAUUCGAGACCAGCCUGACCAACAUGGUGAAACCCCGUCUCCUUAAACAAAAAAAGAAAGAAUGAAUGAAAGAAAGAGGUCACAUAAAAAUGGAAAGGUAUCCAAUGAUUAUGAAUUUGAAGAACAUCAUGUAAAGGACUAUACUACCAAAAGCAAUAUACAGAUUCAAUGAAAUCCCUAUCAAAAUAAUAAUGAUAUUCAUCAUAGAAAUAGAAAAAAAUCCUAAGAUUCAUAACAGAAAACUCUCAAAGACAAAGAAAUCCUGAGCAAAAAAACAAAGCUGGAGGCAUCACACUACCAGACUUCAAAAUGUACUACAGAGCAUUCAGUGGGGAAACAGCAAUCUUCAAUAAAUGGUGCUGGAAAAACUGGAUAUUAAUAUGCAGAAAAGUGAAACUAAAUCACUAGCUCUCAUCAUAUAAAAAAAAUCAACUGAAAAUAUAUUAAAGUCUUAAAUAUAAGACCUGAAACUAUCAAACUGCUAGAAGAAAAGGGGGGAAAUGCUUCAGAACAUUCAUCUGAGCAAAGAUAUUUUGGUUAAGACCUCAAAAACACAGGCAACAAAAACAAAAAUAGACAAAUAGAAUUAUAUCAAGCUAAAAAAGCUUUGUACAGCAAGCAGAACAGUCACCAGAGUGAAGAGACAACUUACAGAAUAGGAGAAAAUAUUUGAAACUAACCAGGAUAAUAAGGAACUCAACUUAAUAGCAAAAAACACAAAAAUAUCUGAUUAAAAAAUGGGCAAAUGAUCUGAAUAGACAUUCCAGAAGAAGACAAAAUGGCCAAAAGGCAUAUGAAAAAAUGCUUAAUAUCAUUAAUUAUCAGCGAAAUACAAAUCAAAGCUACAAUGAAGGCCAGGCACAGUGGCUGAAGCCUAUAAUCCCAGCACUUUGGGAGGCUGAGGAGGGUGGAUCACCUGAGGUCAGGAGUUCGAGACCAUCCUGGUCAACGUGGGGAAACCCCAUCUCUUAUAAAAAUACAAAAAUUAGCUAGGCAUGGUGGCAUGUGUCUGUAGUCCCAGCUACUCAGGAGGCUGAGGCAGGAGAAUUGUUUGAACCUGGGAGGUGGAGGUUGCAAUGAGCCGAGAUCACACCACUGUAAUCCAGUCUGGCGAGAGUAAGGCUCCAUCUCAAAAAAAAAAAAAAGUUGUAUAGAAGGAAUAAGUUCUAGUGUUUCACAGGACAGUAGGAUGAUUAUAGUUAAUAAUUUAUUGUGUAUUUCAAAAUAGGUAUAAUAUUUGAAAUGUUCCUACCACAAAGAAAUGAUAAAUAUUUGAGGUGAAUAUCCUAAUUACCCUAAUUUUUUACACAUCGUAUGCAAGUAUCAAAACAUCACACAUGUCCCAUAAAUACGUACACCUAUUAUGCAUUAAUAAAAACAUACACUGUAAUUCCAGCACUUUGGGUGGUCAAGGAGGGUGAAUCACUUGAGGUCAGGAAUUCCAAGACCUGCUUGGCCAACAUGGUAAAACCCUGAUUCCACUUAAAAUACAAAAAUUAGCCAGGUGUGGUGGUACAUGCCUGUAAUCCCAGCUACUUGGGAGGCUUAGGUGGGAUAAUUGCUUGAACCCGGGAGGCAGAGACUGAAGUGAGUCAGGAUUGUGCCACUGCACUCCAGCCUGGGCAACUGGCCCGAUUAUAAACUGAUGAAUAUCUCAAAUGGGAGAACAUCCCAGGUGAAUGUUGAAGACUGGUGUUAGAGCCUAUGCUUUUUGCUGCUGCAUAUUACUUGUGAAGCAGCGCAUGUAAUCCAGAAGCCAGUCUAAAGAUACCUUUGGGGACACAAAUCAGGAGGUACUGCUGCUGAUGAAGCAGAGCUAGGGUUUAUUUAAAAAAUUACAGACAGUACAAUUCACUUUUUUAUAUGUAUGCUUCUAUUUUUUACAGUGAGACCCUGUCUCAAAACAAACAAACAAACAAAUCAAUAGAACAAACAGGUCAUAACACGUGCUGCACCACCUAGAGUCUCCCUGAUAAAGAACUGAAAUGGGCUUUUGAAACUAUAGCCAAUGUGAAGCCUCAAAGGGCAUGUUCUGCAAGGAUGGAGUACCAUCCUCCAGAAUGCAGUAUACAUAUACAAUCAGGGAUCUUUAUACGGCACUGUGUUGGAAUUAAGAACACCACUGAGGGCCAGGCUCAUGUGUGGUGGCUCAUGCCUGUAAUCCCAGCACUUUGGGAGGCCAAAGCAGGUGGAUCAUAAGUUCAGGUGUUUGAGACCAGGCUGGCCAACAUGGUGAAACCCCAUCUCUACUAAAAUACAAAAAUUAGCUGUGCAUGGUGACGGGUGCCUGUAAUCUCAGCGGGAGUCUGAGGCAGGAGAAUUGCUUGAACCUGGGAGGUGGAGGUUGCAGUGAGCUGAGAUGGUGCCACUGCACUCAAAAAAAAAAAAAAAACACUCAGAACCAAGGGAUAGCAGAAUUGGCCUCACUUAGUAUUAUUCCCAAUGAUUGCACAUGCCCCAAUGACUAUGUAUUGGCUGGUUUGUCAGCCAUCGUUAGAUGUGUUGGAGACACCCAACAGAACACACAACCUGGGUUCCAUCUUCCAUAGGUGUGUCCCCCCAGAGAUGAAGCCUGCCACUCCAGUUGGGGGGUGAGCAUCUGGAUGGAGUUUACAAAUAUGGGCUAAGUGCAGUGUGUUCCUUAUGUUUUGAGUUGAUUUGAGGAACAAUUAUGAGACCAUAUGGCCAAGGCCUGUGUGUGUGUGUGUGUGUGUGUGUGUGUGUGUGUGUGUGUGUAGACUGACUACUACUGAAUAUGUAAUUCAGAACCCAGUCUAAAGAUAUCUCUGGGGACACAAAUCAGGAGGUACUGCUGCUGAUGAAGCAGAGCUAGGGUUUUUAUUUAUUUAAAUUACAGACAGUACAGUUCACCUUCUCGUAUGUAUACUUCUAUUUUUUACACAUGCAUAGAUUUUUGUUAUCUAUGACCACAAGCAGGAUACAAAACAAUUCCAACACCUCAAAGAAUUCCCUCAUGCACCCCCUUUGUAUUCAGAUCCCACCCCACCCCAAACACUCAGCAAUCUUUGAUCCGUUUUCUGUCGUUAUAUUUUUGCUUUUUCCAGCACGUCAUAUAGAAGGAAUCAUACAGUACAUAACUUUUUGGGACUGGGUUAUUUCCUUUAGCGUAAUGCAUUCAAGGUUCACCUACGUUGUUGCAUGUUUCAGUAGCUCGUUGUUGUUAUUGUGUAGAAUUCCAUCCUAUGAAUGUACCACAGUGUAUCCAUUUACACACUGAAGAACAUCUGCUUGUCUCCAGCUUUCCAAAUUGUAAAUGACACUUACUCAUGUACAGGUUUUUGUGUGCACAUAAUUUUCCAUUUUUCUAGGAUAAAUACUUAUAAGUGGGAUUGCUGGGUCAUAUAGGGUGUGUAACUUUUUGAGGCUGGCAUAUUGUUUUCCAGAACGGCUUUACCAUUUUGCCUUUCCCAUUAGCAAUGUAUGAGAGUUCCAGUAACAAACCCGCACCUGUACUCCUGAUCUAAAAUAAAAGUUGAAAAAAAAAAAAAGUUCCAGUCGUUCCACAUUUUUGUCAGCACUUGGUAUUGUCACAUACCUAGAGUUUUGAAAAGCCUGAUUAUAAACUGAUGAAUAUCUCAAAUGGUAGAGCAUCCCAGGUGAAUGUUGAAGACUAGUGUUAGAGCCUGUGCUUUUUGCUGUUGCAUAUUACUUCUGAAGUAGCCAUGGCAAGCCUGGCUCUAUUGCUAGACCAGAAAUAGUAGAGAAAUUCAAGUGUUACCUGGCAAGAAAUGAUCACAUUUGAGAUGCACUGUGCACUAUCUGAUACUGGGGACAGAGAGGGUAAGGAGAUAUGCUUGUUUACAUACACUAUAAGGAAAUACACAGCAGUUAUAGGAACUAUGUUUGUAGGAUGGAGCUGAUUUACAGUCAGACUGCAAAGCUCUAACAUUAUCUCCAUGAUGCCUGGAUGUCUGGCUCUGACUCUCGGUUGGGAUAAUAUGAUUGACUAUAUGAGGUGUUGGUUAAAGUCUGAUACUCCCUGGGAGACUCCCAGAGCCAAUUUGUUUAUGAUGGCUUUUUAACUUUUUUAAACUCACAUAACCAGUUAGAUAGCCUGGCUUGACCACGUAGCAAGUGAACAGAGGGGCAUAAAAACUCGUACAGUGGCUGGGCACAGUGGCUCAUGCCUGUAAUCCCAGCACUUUGGGAGGCCAAAGUGGAUGGAUCAUCUGAGGUCAGGAGCCUGGCCAACAUGGCAAAACCCUAUCUGUACAAAAAACACAAAAAUUAGCUGGUCAUGGUGGCACAUGCCUGUAAUCCCAGCUAUUUGAGAGGCUGAGACAGGAAAAUCACUUGAACCUGGGAAGCGGAGGUUGCAGUAGGCUGAAAUUGCACCAUUGCACUCCAGCCUGGGCAACAGAGUGAGACUCCAUCUCAAAAACAAACAGGCCGGGCGCGGUGGCUCAUGCCUGUAAUCCCAGCACUUUGGGAGGCUGAGGCAGGUGGAUUACAAGGUCAAGAGAUGGAGACCAUCCUGGUCAACAUGGUGAAACCCCGUCUGUACUAAAAAUAGAAAAAAUUAGCUGGGCAUGGUGGCACGUGCCUGUAAUCCCAGCUACUCAGGAGGCUGAGGCAGGAGAAUUGCCUGAACCCAGGAGGCGGAGGUUGCGGUGAGCCAAGAUCGUGCCAUUGCAUUCCAGCCUGGGUAACAGGAGCGAAACUCCAUCUCAAAAACAAACAAACAAAAAAACCCAUGCCAAGAAGUCCUGCCAUCAGCUCUCCCCAAACCAAGCUUCAUACAGCUCUUGGUGGUUCAGUUCAGAUACAGGGUGCAGUCUGUGUAUGAAUAAAACCACUGAAGAGCAUGCUCCUCGAUGAUUCUAAGCCCCAAUGCUUAUUUUCCCUUUCUUUUGCUGAGCCACAUCCUUUACUUCUAAGUAAAAGCAUUUCCUGGGUAUGCUCUGUGGAGUCUUGUUAGUCCUUUGAACUGAUGAAUGCAUAUGUCUUAUGACCUUGCAGUCAGGUCUACAAAAUAUGAAUUUGCAAAAUCACAUCUAUUUUGUCAUAUGUAUUUAGGCCAAGUUGACUUAGAGUCCAUAACCAUGUUUGCUCCUUAGAGCUGCCCAAACUUCACUAAGCAAUAAAGUUGGAUGAAAAAUACUCAUGCACCAUAUGACAUUUCGUUCCAUGAUGCAUAUACAGUGAUGGUCUCAUAAGAUUAUAGUACCAUAUGUUUACUGUACCUUUUCUAUAUUUAGGUUAUAUACAGGUUUACAUAUACAAAUAGUUACCAUUGUGUUACAGUUGGCUAUAGUAUUCAGCACAGUAACAUGCAGUACAGAUUUGUAGCCUAGGAGCAACAGGCUAUACCAUAGAGCUUAGGUCUGUAGUAGGCUGUACCAUCUAGGUUUGUAUCUGUAUCCUGUGAUGCUUACACAUUCGUGACACUGCCUAAUGAUGCAUUUCUCAGAAUGCAUCCCCAUUAAGUGAUGCAAUGCUGUAUUUAUCAAUUCAUAACACGAAAAAUCUCUCAAGUGAGUGAAAUCGCUCACACCUGUAAUCCCAGCACUUUAGGAGGCCAAACUGGGAGGACUGCUUGAGGCCAGGAGUUUGACACCAGCCUGGGCAACACAGCAAGACCCCAUAUGUAUAAUAUGUAUUAAAAAAAAUUAACUGAGAGUGAUGGCACACGCCUGUAGUCCUGACUACUUGGGAGGCUGAGGCAGGAGAAUCAUUUGAGUCCAGGAAUUCAAGUCUACAGUGAGCUAUGACACCAUUGUACUCCAGCCUAGGUGACAAAAUGAGAACCUGUCUCAAAAAAAAAGUGCAGAAAAAAUUUCUGAUUUCUUCAAAAGAAUUUUCAAGCAGGAUUCUGGAAUAUAGCCCAAUGUUGUUUCAUGCCAAAAUAUAAACCAUAGGGCCAAAUUUUCCUAAGGAGAAGCAGCUUAUAAGUAAAUAGCUUUAGAAAAUACAACUUCGGCCGGGCACAGUGGCUCACUCAUCUAAUCCCAGAACCUGGGGAGGCUGAGGUGCGUGGAUCAUCUGAGGUCAGGAGUUUGAAACCAGCCUGGCCAACAUGAUGAAACCCCGUGUCUACUAAAUAUACAAAAAAUUAGCCAGGUGUGAUGGUGGGCACCUAUAAUCUCAACUACUUGGAAGGCUGAGGCAGGAGAAUCGCUUGAACCCAGGAGAUGGAGGUUGCAGUGAGCUGAAAUCAUGCCAUUACACUCCAGCCUGGGCAACAAAAGCAAAACUCCAUCUCAAAAAGAAAGAAAAGAAAAAAAGAGGCCAGGUGUGGUGGCUCAUGCCUGUAAUCCCAGCACUUUGGGAGGCCAAGGCAGGUGGAUCUUGAGGUCAGGAGUUUGAGACAAGCCUGGUCAAUAUGGUGAAACCCCAUCUCUACUAAAAAUUAAAAAAUUAUCCAGGUGUGGUGGCAUGUGCCUAUAGUCCCAGCUACUCAGGAGGCUGAAGCAGAAUCGCUUGAACCCGGGAGGUGGAAGUUGCAGUGAGCCAAGAUCGCGCCACUGCACUCCAACCUGGGUGACAUAGCAAGACUCUG